GUGUAACCUAAGACCCUUCGCCUAUUGAUAUGAUAAGUACCCAGUGCCCAUUACGCUAAAGGUAUUUCCUGUGUAUAGUACAAUUCUCUUUUUUCUAAAGUCCGUAUUUUCUGUCAUUGUUGAAUUCCAUGCACCAGUGAUUCUUAUACUGAAGAAAUUUUUAGUACGAUUUGCAGUGCCUUGGGGUGAUAUCUGAUUGUAGAAUACUCUGAAGGUAUAAUUCCUCUUUGGAGUAGACAGUUAACUGGUCAAUUUUUCCAUAGGAUAAACAUUUUUUUAAAGUUUUAAAGGAAUAGUAUUACAAUGGGUGCAUUCUUUUCGGACAUCCAUUGACUAAAACUUGUUAGUGUGUAACAUAUAUAUAUGAUUUAGGAUAAAGAAAAGCCAUGUGCUAGUAUGUAGCUGUGAGCUAUUUGUAGAUUUAAUGGAGUAAUACACAUCAUUCUUAUGGCCUCAUAUUCUACAGAAGUGUGAUUUUUAUACCCAAUAUAUUAUCUACUGGAUUUAAUUGUCAUAAAAAAGAAAACAUGGAUUUAAAUACGAUCUACCUGGAGCAUGGAAGAACACCUUGUCGAUUAAAUUUCAAAAUAUUAAAUGAGUAAUGAAGAAGAGAAGAAAUAAGUAUGUCAGAUGAAGAAUGUCCAAACGUUACGGACAUCGACUUGGCACCAACCAAAGAGUCGACCAGUUCACAGACCAGUCCAGAUGCAGAAACACUACAGAAGUCUAGGAGAACAUUGUUGGCUAGCCGCCCGCCAAGCUGUCACCUGACUAGGGUUGACGAAGAACCUACCACAACCACAAAGAGUCGUGAAACUGAGAUCGAGACAGUUGAUCGAGGUGUUGGACCGACACCCCAUCCGCCAAAUGUAGAUACACGUGAUCCACGAGACCUAAGGGAUCCUAGGUUCCCUCCAUCAUAUUUCGGCUUUCCUCCUCUUAUUGAUCCAAGAAAUGGAUUGUUUGAAUCCCCUUAUUCAGGUUUCAACCUACCAUACCAAUUACCUUACCCUGUCAAUGCUCCUAUACCAUUGAAUUCUGGAACUCUGGAAGGGCGGUACAACUGGCCUCAACCAUCACCAUAUCAUCAUCCCAUACAUGGUCUAGCAACCAGCCCCUCUCAUUCUGAUGUGUCCUUAUUUAGUAUGAGAAGUCAGCUAUCCCCUGGAGAGCCUGUGACAAACCUUGCAGCUCGAAUCCAUUUAGAACAGUUACAGCGUAGUUACUAUCAGCCAGGUCAUUUGGGUCAGAGAAGAUAUAGUCCUGCUAGUUUACCAGAUUAUAACAGAUACAGACAAGCAUUAUUAGAUCAAGAAUACAGCAGACUAUCCCAAACAAUAGGACAUCAAGGCUAUCCCAGUGUUCCCAGCUCAUUAUAUGGAGAUUACCCACCUAGUCAUGCAUCACAAAGUGGGAGGAGUUUAUUUGGAGAUAUCCCUCCUACUCCAGGAAGUGGCAGCAUUACUUUACCCGGUUCCGUUGAAAGUUCUCGACUGACAAGUCCUAGGCCUAGUAUCAUUGGUAAAAGUAGUAGAAAACGAGCUCUUUCUCAUUCUCCUAUCUCUGAUUACCUUGACAUCCAGAGCCUGACCAGGAGCUCUGAAGGAUCACUACAUCUCACACCCUAUAUGCACCAGAAUAAUUCACGCAGCUCCAGUGCUAGUGGAUCUUAUGGCCACCUUUCAGCAGCAUCCCUUGGAACUGCCAGUCCAGCACAUCAGCAACAUCCACAUAACCCCCAUAAUCCACAUAAUCCACACAAUCCACACAAUCCACAUAACCAGUAUCUACGACAACCUGGUAGUAUACCAGGAUCACCAUUCAUGUAUCCCAUGAUGCAUCCACCCAUGAUGGGCCACAACAGUAAAAUGCCACAAGCACCAAUGAUGCCACCUACCUCACAACCUAUGAUGCAUCAAAUGCCAUCAAAACCAGAACUUUCGCCACAAAUCUCCACGACAACAAAAGAUGCAGGAAGUAGUGUAGUUAGUAGUACUGUUGACCAGACAAUAGAGAUCAAAAGGUCAAAGGUUAAAAAAGAAAAUGAGUGUUCUCGUCUUGAUGAUUUUGAUGAAGAUGAGAAAAUGGACAGGAAACCAGAUCACAUACCUCAGGAAGGGGAACCAGAUUUUAUAGAAACAAAUUGUCAUUGGGAAAAUUGUUCAUCAGAGUUUGAUUGUCAGGAUGAACUUGUUAAGCAUAUCAACAUAGACCACAUUCAAGCCAACAAGAAAUCCUUUGUCUGUCGAUGGAAAGAGUGUAACCGUGAGGAGAAGCCAUUUAAAGCUCAGUAUAUGUUAGUUGUUCAUAUGAGGAGACAUACUGGAGAAAAACCACACAAAUGUACUUUUGAAGGCUGUUCUAAAGCAUACUCAAGGCUAGAAAAUCUGAAGACCCAUCUUCGGUCCCAUACCGGUGAAAAACCUUACAUGUGUGAAUUUCCUGGGUGUACAAAGGCAUUUAGUAAUGCAUCAGACAGAGCCAAACAUCAGAACAGGACUCAUUCUAAUGCUAAACCAUAUGUCUGUAAAGCAAUAGGUUGUACAAAACGUUACACAGACCCAAGUUCUCUGAGGAAGCAUGUUAAAACCGUCCAUGGACCUGAUUUCUAUGCCAACAAGAAACACAAAGGGGAUGGGACUUGUAAGAAAGAAAUGAAAGAAGAAGGUGAUCAGGACCAAGAAAAAGAAGAAGGUAACAAUAAGAUGGAAGAAUGUCUGACUGUCACACCACUACAAGCUGCUGGGGAGAGACGUAGAUCACAGGACAAUGUUGGAAGUGCUGUAUCCCAUCAACAGCCUUCACCUCAGAGUAGUCCAGAGGUCAAUGUCACAUGUAACAUGCAGCCAGACUUAAUAGAGGACCAUAUAAACUCACAGAGCAUUACAACAGACCAUGGGAUGGAAGAGGAAGAGGAUGUGGAUAUACCAGAGCCAGACGAAGCAGAAGUUCCAGGCAGUGGUUCAUCAUUAAUAACCAGAACUAAUAGACUAAAUUCACAACUUACCAUGCAGACUAAAAACAGAUUAUCUGGCAAGAGUCAACUGCCUACCAUCACAAGCCAGGAAAACAUUAAUCAAAUGACUGACCUGACUGAUCUGAAGAGCCUACAGAAAAGACCACAGCAUAAAAGUAUUACGGAUCUUAAAAAUCGAAAUGAGUUAUUACCAAUCAAUAAACUACUACCUGUCAAUGGUAAUCGUCGGGACAGUAAUACAAGUACUAUCAGUUCUUAUUUGAGUAGCAUGAGAUCUGAUGCUAGUCCAUUUCCUCUCAGCAGUCAUUAUUCAAGUCGUCGAUCUAGUGAUGUCUCACAGGUUUCUAAUAACCGUCUCAGUAUAACAAACUCUCCCUAUGAGUAUGACAUUACAGGAAAUAUUCCUAUUCAUGGACCAGCUGUUCAGAUAAACAGCAGACGGUCCAGUGAAACCAGUAACAUGAGUGAUAUCGCUGCUCAACUUUCAAAAGCACAGCUUGGUAGUCAUCCUAAUCUUGUAGUUACGUCUCAACAAAUGACUAUGAGAACUCCUGCAAGUAAGUAUGCUCAAGAAAGAGUAGCACGAUUUUUGUCUGCGAGACAUGACAUGGAUGGAGCAAGAACUAGUACACCUUGUCGAACACCGCUACCUCACGAGAUACCUGGCCGUGAAAUUAGGAGAGCUAGUGACCCUGUUAGAACAGUGGAUCCAAAUUUUAGUGCUUUGAAAAAAUUACAAAGAUUUCAUAGUUUGAACAUGAUGAAACCUCUGCCUGUACCACAGUCAAUGAAAAGUUUGAUGAAUAAAACAGGAUCAAAUAACACCUUUCAUUCUUCACGGAGUAGUAUAGCUACUGAUUAUAGUCUCAAUGAAAAUGAUGAGUAUGACUCUCCUGGGCGAACGGAUGCAGACCAUGAGGCAGCACUUGAAGAACAACUAAUGGCAGACAAUGAAGACAUGAUAAUUCCUGACGACAUGCAACGAUUUCUUAAUGAGUGUUAUAAUCACGGUAUACCUAGUAGUUUUCAGGAAAUGGAAGCAUUGCAAGAAAAUGAAAUCCAUUGUGAGCCUGGUCAGGACUCUAUGAAAUGCUCAAAUCAACAAAUGCCAAUGGCAGACGGAAGUAAUAUGCAAAUGCCUUCGGGUUAUUAUGGAAACCAAAAUAUGAAUAAUCAUCCUAUGUAUAUGAAUAAUUCACAAGGACAGAUGCAAAACAAUACAGUGCAAAAUGGAAGUAUGCAAAUGAAUCCAAUGUGGGAUCAAAGUCAAGGUUACAACAUGCAAAAUAUGUCUCAAGGUCAAAAUUCAAUGUCUAAUUCAAUGCCACCUCAAUCACCUGGCUCUAUUCCAUCAAACUCAUCCAUCAAUAUGGUGCCACAAAACUCAUCGAAUAAUAUGAUGCCACCACCAUCAUCAAAUAUGAUUCCUCAUCCACCAUCAAAUAAACCAAUUCAAAAUGGACCAAUGAAUAAUAUGCAAAUGAUGAAUAUGGGAAAUAUGCAAUACAGAACGAAUGGUGGGAACAUGCAAGGGAAUAUGCAAAUGCCACAAGAUGGCAACAGGAAUUUUGGCAAUGGUCAGCAGAUGGGAGUAAAUCAAUGGCAGAUGAUGCAGGGAGGUGGCAAUAAUUCUCAGUUUAAUCAGGAGAGAUCCCCACAGCCACCUAGCAUGCCUAAAUCACAACAGCGUAUGAACAUGAGACGCAUGGCAAUGUCAGCUGGUAAUCAAAAUAUGAUGCCAAAUCAAAUGGGUAAUUAUCAGAAUAUGAAUAACAUGAAUAUGCAAAUGCAAGGACAAAAUGCAAAUAUGCAAAUGCAAGGACAAAAUUCAAAUAUGCAAAUGCAAGGAGGACAAAAUAUGAAUCCACAAAUGAACGGAGGCGGAAAUAUGAAUAAUAUGCAAAUGAAUGGUGGUGUAAAUAUGAAUAAUAUGCAAUUGCCUGGAGGGCAAGUCAUGAAUAAUAUGCAAAUGCAAGGUCAUAUGAAUAAUGAACCUAUUGUGAACCAGAUGCAAUCUGGUUUAAUGUUACCCCCUCAACCCCCUGUUAAUAAACGAGAAUCACAGAGCCCCCAAGUACAAGUACCUCAUAUUAGCACAUCACAGAUUCCUGCAAGGGGGAAAGCAGCGAAUCGUAAUCAGAUGAUGAUGCCACAGCAUAACGAGAUGUUACCCAAUCAGAAGAACUGUAAUAAUAUGAUACGACCCAAUCAAAACACUUAUAACAAUCAAGAAAUGUAUCAACAAAUGCAAGGAAAUUUCAGCCAACAAAAAAUGACCCCGAAUGUCAAUCAAGGUGGAAACCAUGGUAACAUGAUUUAUCCAACAAAUAUGUACAAUCAAAACGAUCCUAAUCAACAGGCAAUGUGGAACCAACAAAAUAUGAAUCAACGAAUGGGUAACAACCAACAGUAUUCCAGUAAUCCAAUGGAAAUGUCACCUGGAUGUAACAAGGUGACCAGCUCGACAGAUCCUGAAGAUGCUGCAGCUCAACCCAUCGAAGAUUUUAUGGAAAAUAUCAAUUCUAUAUCAUCCGAGAAUUUGUUAGACAAUAUGAGUUCAGUGUCAGAGCAUACUUGUACAAAUACCUUUAUACCUCCUUCAGGAAAUCGUUCCGAGUCUCAAUCUUCACGAUACUCUAUGAUGUCAAAUAAUAUGGUUGUUAAUGAUAUGAGCUCAGUGUUGACUCAGUUAGCUCAGGAAAAUAAGUAUUUAAAUAUGAGACAUUGAUUAUGUGGUUUUUUUAUAUUCAGAAUUCAUUUGCAUGAUAUGUGAAGUUACUAAUUGUUUAUGUUAGAAAAUACACAACACAUUAUAUUGUUCAAAGAAUAUAUUGCCAUUUGCUCAGAAGGAAGAUUAUUAUAUCAAAGAGGAUGUUUUUUACAUAAAAUAUAUAGGAGAACGUGAAACUGUCCAACUGUGUUCUAGCAAGGAGAAAAACAACACUGAAAUGUAUUUUAUGGAAUAUUGUGUCAGUUUCAAGUUUGAGGUAUACUGAUUGAAUGAAGAUAAUAUUUUUGUAAACAAGAGAACCUUAUUGUUGGUACUCGAAUGAGGAUUUGGAUUUCAAAGUUUGUUAUUGGUUAGUUAUGUUAAUAAAAUAUAGUGGACAAUAAUCAUCUUAGUUUUUGUUAAGACAUAAGUGAAAGUAUUUGUUCUGUUAGUGCUUCCAAUGAAAAAGAGCUGACAUUUUGCUCUCUAAUUGUUAUGAAUUACAUGCAUGUAUAAUGGAGUUUUUGGUGCGUUUUUUUUAUCAUGUUAACUGGUGCUGUACAACUAUGCAACUAUGACACCUUGAAUAUAUUUUAAUGAGAAUUAGCUUUUAUCGUAUAUUUUGUACAUAACAUAAGAAAAGUGCUAUUAUUUUUAAAAUAGAUUUUUACUAGAAACUUUUUACAUACAGAAUUUUUAUCAUGUGUUUUUUUAGAUGUAUAUUGUGGCAAUUCAGAAAAAUAAGUUCAGAUACAUUUUUGUUAGGGGCUCAAAGUUUUCUGUGGUGAUUCUAACAUAUAGGUUUCCAGUUUAUGUAGAAGUAAUGAAAAGAAAAGAAUAAUGACAUUGUUUGAACUGAAUUUAUUUAUUUUCGGCAUAAAUGCAUAUGGAAAUAUAAAUUCUAGGGAUAAUAUAGCACAUUUUACUGAAUUAUUCAUCCUUGAAUUGUAAAUGUUUUAUCCUGUAACAUGGUAAAAUAUGAAAUAUUUCAUAUCUUAAUUUCUAAAAAAAAUAGUGUAUCAUUGCUUCAAAACAUUAUAGAAUACAUCUAUCAUGAUUUUCUGGAUUUAUUUUUCUGAAUGAUGUAACAGGCUAAAACAUUUGAAAAUAUAUAUAAUACAUUAUAUAAUUAAUACCAUAUCACUUACAUCUAUAGAUAAUAUUCAUUUGUACAGAUAUUUUGUGUGUAUAUAUGAUCACUGUAGGUUAUAUUGUUCAACACAAGCAUUUAUUUUAAUUGUUGGAAUGUCACAUGACCACUGUAUUUGAUCCAAUUAAUUCAUCUUUAUCUUAUAAUGGAGAAUAUAUGGCCCCUCAACCAUGGUUAAUUGACUUUGGAACUUUACAAUAGUUUACAAGUUUAAAGGAGUCCUUUUGUCAUGAGUUAUAUGAUAUUUGGUGUGCAGUUGUAUAAGUAUUAGCACAUCUCACAUACAGUGAGAUUAUACAACUCUGCUUCCUCAGUCAUGGUCUAUUGACUUUGAAACAUUUCCUUAGUUCCUCGUUGAAGUUUGUGAUUACCAAUAGUUCAGUUUAAGAUGAACCACUAUAACAACUCAAUGAUAUUUGGUUUUCAUUUGUAUUUGUCUUUUUUUUACCAGUGAAAUUAUUUAGCCAUGCACUUAAAGUCAUGGUUCCUUGACUUAUAUAGAUAUAAGAAGAUGUGAUAUGAGUGGCAAUGAGAAUUAUGAGACAACUCUUCAUCCAAGUCACAAUUUAUUUUAAAUUCUUUAUAGAAUUUUUAUCUCUGUUUCAACAGUUUAUUAAUUGACAGAAAUAAUCCUUUCAGAUAAGUGUAAGAUUUAAAUGUGCCUUGUUAGAAUGAAAUGUCCUUAGAUCACAUGGUGGUCAUGUGACAGUCUAUUUUUGUAUAAGGGAGAAAAAAACAAAAGCUCAAGUGAUAUUGACUGUUGAAUAGUAAUUUUUACCUUGGAAAACUAGCAUCAAUUUUUGUGCUAGAUGCUGGAGAUCAUAAUCAGUCGUUUAAGCUACUGAAGAUUCAGAAAUUAUUGUGGCUUCCUUUUGCUAUUGUUGAAUAAUGGACAACAAUGUGAAGUUAAAAUUAUAAUUUCAAGAAAAUCUGCAUCAGAAAUAAGAAUGUGAGUUCUUAUUAUUGUAAUAAUCAUCAAGUUGCUUUAUUUGCAUAAAAAAAAACCUAGCAAUAACAAUUGAAUAAUUUCUGAAUUUACAUUAUGUAUAAGUUAAAUAUCACAUUAAAAAAUGUUAAAGCAGUAUUUCAGCUUGUUGUUUUCUGGCAAUUCUAUAGGAUUGCUUGUAAAAGUUUGUCCUUAUUCAGUAUGUUUGCUCAAAGUCUGAUCUGUUGCGUACCAUGAAUUACUGCUACUUUUAAAUAUGCUUUUUAAUACAGAACCAUUGACUUUGUAAAAUUAGCUUAAUGAUUUGAUUGAUGAGACCCUCUGAACUUGUUUUUUUUCCCCAUCAAAUGAGUAGAAAUUUUGAAAUUGCAGAAUCUUUAACAAGAAAUUGUUAUCACGCGAUGAAUCAAUUAUAGACAGUAUAAGGUUUAUGAAAAAAAAUGUUAUUUUUCGUAUUUUUUUUAAUUAUUUUUUUUAACUAUAAAUGAAUUUUUUAAUGCAAUCUUUUAGAAAGUCAUAAUGUUACUUGUUGUAUCAAGAAUCUCAAUACUUAAAAAGGAUACUCAUAUUGUUUUUAUUGUAUUUUUUUAGGCUAAAUAUUAAAUACAAAAUACUCUUUUAUUUUUAUAUCUUGCAUACAAUACAUGUAUUUUGUAAACAGAUACUCAGUUUAAUUUUUUAAGGUGUGUUCAAAGAGUGCCAUACUUAGUUCAAAACUCAAUUAUAAUUCUAUGUAGCUCUUUAGAUAUUGAUAGACAAUGAGAUUCAAGCUUCUUAGGUAGUUCUAUGACUAUACUUAGGUUCCACACCUUUAUUGUUAAUUAACAAUUUAUAUUUACUGUUGUUCUGAUAUUGGAUUAUGUUACCAAGUGAGAAAUGCAGAAAAUAUUAUGUAUACAGAUUUUUGUAAAUUGCUAAAAAUGUCAAUAAGACUGCUUUUUGUUUAGAAUGGUUCUUCACUCAUGUCAUUUGUGUUUCCUAUGGAAAUAUCCCAGAAUUGAUUUAAAACGAGAGUGGAUUUGUCCUUAGACUAUGUAUGUAAGCUAUGAAUAAGCAUAAUCCUGCCCAUUUCAUUCUUAAUUUCAAUUUUCUUUUUAAACAUUCAAUCAAAUUGAAUCAUUUUUUAUUGUGCCAUAUUACAUUUUACUUGUACAUUUAGAAGGGUAAAAAUUUAGCAAUAAAUUUCAGACCACGAAGUGUGUUAAAAAGAGGAAGAACAAAACAGUCUCUUUUUACCCCUCAUUCUGAUGAAUUAUCAAGUAAAUCUCUUAAAGUAAUGGGAAUCACUCUACAAGAAACUUACAUUUUUUUUUUGCCCUAGGAAACUUAUAUAUUCACGUAUAUCAACUGAAAAGAAAAGUUCCAUUUGGCAGAGGAUAACACCUAUCUUCUUUUUAAACAGAAAACUGUUAAAUUUUACAUUCUAUCCAGAGCUAAUAAACAAAACUUGAUAGUCGAUUUAAGCAUUUCAUAAAGAGAACUGGCAGGUAAUUCACCUGCAUCAAACUGUUAAACCUCAGCAAUCAUCAUUUAAUGAAAGAAGUUCUUGAAGAAAUAUUAUUGAUAUGACCUGUAUAUAUGGAAAAUGUUAGUGUUUUUAACUGUAGACCUCAGAAAUAUAAUGAAAACAAUAUCCGAAGGAUGUGUACAGUAUGGUUGUAAGUUAUACAUAUCAAUGUUUACAAAUUUUAUGUGUAUCCACUUUGUUAACAGUUCAUGAAUAUUUUCUAAUAUUUUUUGACAAAAAAAUAUAUUUUAAUGGAGAUUGUUUUUGUUCAUUUAAAAGGAGCUAUGCAAUUUUGAUUUUAGUUUGCAGCAUUUAAGAUCUCUGUCAUUUGAACAUUUUUAUAUCACAUUUUCAUGUAAUAACAAACAUGCAUUAGUAAGAUUGUGCUAUAGACAAUAUGGUUGUUACAGUAAAUCAUUAUUACAUAAA
Molecule: messenger RNA, 9719 nt
Organism: Mytilus trossulus (common blue mussel)
Lineage: Eukaryota; Metazoa; Mollusca; Bivalvia; Mytilida; Mytilidae
Product: zinc finger protein GLI4-like
Exons: 20
Coding region: 624-5705 (1693 amino acids)
Biological process (GO): regulation of transcription by RNA polymerase II
Cellular component (GO): nucleus
Molecular function (GO): DNA-binding transcription factor activity, RNA polymerase II-specific; RNA polymerase II cis-regulatory region sequence-specific DNA binding
Source: RefSeq, a predicted model, not a curated record